Molecule: messenger RNA, 2511 nt
Organism: Closterium sp. Naga37s-1
Lineage: Eukaryota; Viridiplantae; Streptophyta; Zygnematophyceae; Desmidiales; Closteriaceae
Source: the annotation of a GenBank genome assembly
AUGGACCAACUGGCCUGUUGGUCUUAUGGACCAGUUGGACCAACUGGCCUGUUGGUCCUAUGGACCGGUUGGACCAACUGGUCUGUUGGCCGAAUGGACCGGUUGGACCAACUGGCCUGUUGGUCCUAUGGACCGGUUGGACCAACUGGCCUGUUGGCCGAAAGGACCGGUUGGACCAACUGGCCUGUUGGCCAAAUGGACCGGUUGGACCAACGGGCCUGUUGGUCCUAUGGACCAGUUGGACCAACUGGCCUGUUGGUCCUAUGGACCGGUUGGACCAACUGGUCUGUUGGCCGAAUGGACCGGUUGGACCAACUGGCCUGUUGGUCCUAUGGACCGGUUGGACCAACUGGCCUGUUGGUCCUAUGGACCGUUUGGACCAACUGGCCUCUUGGUCCUAUGGACCGGUUGGACCAACAGGCUUGUUGGCAGAAUGGACAGGUUGGACCAACUGGCCUGUUGGCCAAAUGGACCGGUUGGACCAACUGGCCUAUUGGUCCUAUGGACCGGUUGGACCAACUGGCCUGUUGGUCCUAUGGACCGGUUGGACCAACUGGCAUGUUGGUCCUAUGGACCGGUUGGACCAACUGUCCUGUUGGUCCUAUCGACCGGUUGGACCAACUGGCAUGUUGUUCCAAUGGACCUGUUGGACCAACUGGCGUGUUGGUCCUAUGGACCGGUUGGACCCACUUGCCUAUUGGUCCUAUGGACCGGUUGGACCGACUGGCCUGUUGGUCCUAUGGACCAGUUGGACCAACUGGCCUGUUGGUCCUAUGGACCGGUUGGACCAACUGGCCUUUUGGUCUUAUGGACCGGUUGGACCAACUGGCCUGUUGGUCCUAUGGACCGGUUGGACCAACUGGCCUGUUGGUCCUAUGGACCGGUCCUAUGGACCGGUUGGACCAACAGGCUUGUUGGCAGAAUGGACAGGUUGGACCAACUGGCCUGUUGGCCAAAUGGACCGAUUGGACCAACUGGCCUAUUGGUCCUAUGGACCGGUUGGACCAACUGGCCUGUUGGUCCUAUGGACCGGUUGGACCAACUGGCAUGUUGGUCCUAUGGACCGGUUGGAACAACUGGCGUGUUGGUCCUAUGGACCGGUUGGACCAACUGGCAUGUUGUUCCAAUGGACCUGUUGGACCAACUGGCGUGUUGGUCCUAUGGACCGGUUGGACCCACUUGCCUAUUGGUCCUAUGGACCGGUUGGACCAACUGGCCUAUUGGUCCUAUGGACCAGUUGGACCAACUGGCCUGUUGGUCCUAUGGACCGGUUGGACCAACUGGCCUUUUGGUCUUAUGGACCGGUUGGAGCAACUGGCCUGUUGGUCCUAUGGACCAGUUGGAGCAACAGGCCUGUUGGCCGAAUGGACCGGUUGGACCAACUGGCUUGUUGGCCGAAUGGACCGGUUGGACCAACUGGCCUGUUGGUCCUAUGGACCGGUUGGACCAACUGGCCUGUUGGUCCUAUGGACCGGCUGGACCAACAGGCCUGUUGGCCGAAUGGACCGGCUGGACCAACAGGCCUGUUGGCCGAAUGGACCGGUUGGACCAACUGGCAUGUUGUUCCAAAUGGACCGGUUGGACAAACUGGCGUGUUGGUCCUAUGGACCGGUUGGACCAACUGGCCUGUUGGUCCUAUGGACCAGUUGGACCAACUGGCCUGUUGGUCCUAUGGACCGGUUGGACCAACUGGCCUUUUGGUCUUAUGGACCGGUUGGAGCAACUGGCCUGUUGGUCCUAUGGACCGGUUGGAGCAACAGGCCUGUUGGCCGAAUGGACCGGUUGGACCAACUGGCUUGUUGGCAGAAUGGACCGGUUGGACCAACUGGCAUGUUGGUCCUAUGGACCGGUUGGACCAACUGGCCUGUUGGUCCUAUGGACCGGCUGGACCAACAGGCCUGUUGGCCGAAUGGACCGGCUGGACCAACAGGCCUGUUGGCCGAAUGGACCGGUUGGACCAACUGGCAUGUUGUUCCAAAUGGACCGGUUGGACAAACUGGCGUGUUGGUCCUAUGGACCGGUUGGACCAACUGGCCUGUUAGUCCUAUGGACCGGUUGGACCAACUGGCCUGUUGGUCCUAUGGACCGGUUGGAGCAACUGGCAUGUUGUUUCAAUGGACCGGGUCCUAUGGACCGGUUGGACCAACUUGCCUGUUGGUCCUAUGGACCGGUUCGAGCAACUGGCCUGUUGGUCCUAUGGACCGGUUGGACCAACUGGCCUGUUGGUCUUAUGGACCGGUUGGACCAACUGGCCUGUUGGUCCUAUGGACCGGUUGGACCAACUGGCAUGUUGGCCAAAUGGACUGGUUGGACCAACUGGCGUAUUGGUCCUAUGGACCGGUUGGACGAACUGGCCUAUUGGUCCUAUGGACCAGUUGGACCAACUGGUAUGUUGGUCCUAUAGACCGGUUGGACAAACUGGCCUGUUGGUCCUAUGGACCGGUUCGACCAACUGGCCUGUUGGUCCUAUGGACCGGUUGGACCAACUGGCAUGUUGGUCCUAUGGACUGA